GUGUGUGUGAUUGUGCCAAAUGUAUGUGUGUGUGUGUGUCUGGAGUGCUCUGUCACAGACACACCCCCGUGUCUGUCUGCAUAAAUAGCGCUUCUCCAGAGGGGCUGCUGCACCUGACUGAGCAGCUCCAUCUCGGCGUCUCUCCUCUCUCCUUCUGCAGCUGCGCUCAUGGCCGACUCAGCCCGUCUCAGUGGAGGCGCUGUGCGCUUUGGCGCCACCUACAGUGGAAACAAGUUAUUCUCACGCGCGUCAGGGAUGUCCUCUGGCAUGCGGUCUUUCGGGGGAGGAAUGUCACUGGGGGGAGGUGGGGGAGGGUCCCUCGCUCUGCGAUCGGGUCUGGGUGGUGGAAUGGGGUUCGGAAUGGGCCUCGGGUCUGCCGGAGCGGGAUUCGGAAUGGGCCUCGGGUCUGCCGGAGCGGGAUUCGGAAUGGGGCUAGGGUCCGGCGGGGCAGCAGGGGGCGGCUCUCGGGGGGCUGCAGGGUUCCGUAUGGGCGUGGCUCCACUGCGUGCCCGGCUCGGUGGGAAAGUGUUCAAGAUCGGGCCGUAUGGGUUCAACCCGGCCUUCCUGGGGGCAGGCCCGGGAGUGGGCGCUGCAGGGGCAGUUGGGGUGGGGGCAGUUCCCACACUGGACCCCUCUCUGCCAUCUCUGGACACAGUGCAGGUGACCCGACUCCGAGAGAAGGAGGAGCUGCAGGUGCUCAACGACAAGUUCGCCACCUUCAUUGAUAAGGCUCGCUCUCUGGAGCAGCACAACGCCGUGCUGAAGGCCAAGAUCUCCAUGUUCACCAACCCCGACCAGGGCGGCCCGGCCAGCACGUCCAUCCUACUCACCUCCGCCAUCGGCUCCUACAAGGGCCAGAUAGACUCGCUGACCGCUACCAAAGAGGCCGUCAUCGCUGAAAUCGAACACUACAAGAACAUCAUUGAAGACGUCAGCGCCAGGUAUGAAGAGGAAACGACACAAACAAAGACUCUGGAGAUCGACUGGAGCAACCUGAAGGAGGAAGUUGAUAGCCUCUACCUGUCCAUCUUCGAGCUGCAGACUAGUAUCAGUGGGCUGGAAGACCAUAUUGCCUUAUCCAAGCAGGUUUAUGAUGCUAAAGUUAAAGAGGUCCGAAACAUUGUGACAGGCAGUGUGAGGUCAGCUGUGUCCAUUUCUGUGGACAAUGCAGCACAGGCACAGGAUCUGACGUCAGCUCUGGCGGAUGUGAGGGGACACUACGAAGCCCUUGCUCAGCGGAGCAAGCAGGACGCUCUAGUAUCUGUCCAGGAUAGCAUCUCCAUGAUGUCCCUGACCACCCAGCCCAACACUCAGACUCUCACGUCCGCCAAGGAGGAACUUCGGGUCUACAAACUGCAGAUAGACUCUGUGCAGAGAGAGAUCGAACGCAUCAAGACACUGAACAUCCAGUUGGAGUCUCAGGUGGAGGAGGCGGAGUCUCACUCGAGCUCCCACACAGAGACGUACCAGGAGCAAGUCCUAACACUCAAAUCACAGCUGGAUGACCUCCGCAAGCAAAUCACACACUAUGGCCAGGAGUAUCAAGAAUUGCUGGCCAGUAAGAUGUCUCUGGAUGUGGAGAUCACGGCCUACAAAAAGCUCCUGGAUGGAGAAGAAAGCAGGUUGAAGUCUGGAGGGGGCGUGACCGUCCACAUGUCUAAAACAUCAGUGGGAGGAGGAGGUGCUGGUCUGGGAUUGGCUGCUGGCGGAGGUGGAGGCUAUGGAUUGGGUCUUGGAGGUGGUCUAGGAGGAGGCCUUGGAGGUGGUCUAGGAGGAGGUUUUGGAGGUGGUCUAGGAGGUGGUCUUGGCGGUGGUCUAGGAGGAGGUCUUGGCGGUGGUUUUGGAGGAGGUUUUGGCUCAGGACUCGGAGGGGCGGGGUCUUUUGGAGCCAGCAGCUAUUUCUCCUCAAGCCUUAGCAGCAGUGCGUUAUCUUCCGCGGUCUACUGAAGAGCUGAUGCCAUCUCUCAGUUGCUCCUUACCUGAAUGAUAUCAAUGCCACUCUCUGGUGCAGACUCAACGCUUUACUGUAUGUUUUAUACCACCUCAAUAAAAUAUGUUAUGACA
Messenger RNA from Alosa alosa (allis shad), 2064 nucleotides. RefSeq lists its product as uncharacterized. Lineage: Eukaryota; Metazoa; Chordata; Actinopteri; Clupeiformes; Clupeidae. The record is from RefSeq and is a predicted model, not a curated record.